This is a messenger RNA of Setaria italica (foxtail millet), 1281 nucleotides long. Its product is annotated as pectinesterase inhibitor 28. The coding region runs from base 129 to 815 and encodes 228 amino acids. NCBI's taxonomy places the organism in Eukaryota, Viridiplantae, Streptophyta, Magnoliopsida, Poales, Poaceae. Gene Ontology annotation, molecular function: enzyme inhibitor activity. The transcript has a single exon. The record is from RefSeq and is a predicted model, not a curated record.
ACCCCACACCCGUUUGCAACCUCCAUUCACUCCAGCACAAGCAACUCAUCACAAAACACAAGCUCAUCUCUCUUCACACCACAAGAUCAAGCCCAUCUCGUACUGACCGAUCUCUCCAGCAGUUAAUAAUGGCUCCAAUGGCCACCAAGAACGCCAUGGUGCUCCUCCUCCUGGCCAUCCUCCCUCUCGCCGCCCUCUCCUCCUCCCGCGCCGGCCCGUCGGCGCACAAGAGCCACAGCCACGGCCACGGCCACGGGCCCAAGCACCCAUCAUCGCCUCCUCCAUCACCUUCUCCUCCACCCCCGGCCGCCGCCGCCGCUUUGGUGCGCGCCACCUGCAACUCCACUACCUACCCCGAGCUCUGCGUGUCCGCGCUGGGCGCCGACCCGUCCAGCGCCACGGCCGACGUGCGGGGCCUCUCCGCCAUCGCCGUCUCCGCCGCGGCCGCCAACGCCUCGGGCGGCGCCGCCACGGCCGCCGCGCUCGCCAACGGCACCGCCCCGGACGGCACGGCGGCCGCGCAGCAGCAGGCCGCCGACGCCACCGUGCAGGCGCUGCUCCGCACCUGCGCCGCCAAGUACGGCGACGCCCGCGACGCGCUGAGCGCGGCGAGGGAGUCCAUCGCGGCGCAGGACUACGACUUCGCGUCCGUGCACGUCAGCGCCGCCGCCGAGUACCCGCAGGUGUGCAGGGUGCUGUUCCGCCGGCAGAGGCCGGGUCAGUACCCGCCGGAGCUGGCGGCCAGGGAGGAGGCGCUCAGCCGGCUCUGCUCCGUCGCGCUCGACAUCAUCGCCCUCGUCUCCAAUAGCAGCUAGCUGAUGAUGCUGAUCCAGUACUCCAAUUAAUCAUCCUUCAUAACAGCGUAAAAUAGUACUCUUAUUAAUCGCCCUCGUCUCUAUGAUUUUGGUAGCAUAGAAUAGUACUCCACUUGUUAAUCUGCACGUAAUCCAGUGUUGAGUUGAUUAAUAUGUACGUAUCUCUUAAUCUCUUGUACUACUAUCAGUUAACUACUGAAGAAGAAAUGUUCUUUUAUGUGUUGAGGAUUAAACUUUAGUUCAGAGAAGAAUAUGUUGAGCAUAUAUUUUUCUUUGUUCACUUCAAUAGAUGAAUAAGUAUGGGGUAGGCACUAUCCCACUACUUGACUUGUUCUUUUGUUGAACAGUGUAAAGUUGACAGAAACUAGCAAGAGGGUUCGUUACUGCUACGUUUCCAUGGCUUGUAUGCCAACCUAAUCUGGAUUCAGAUACUCUGGAUGGAAAUAUAGUGAAGAUCUUUUAUUUC